GCGGGAAAAAUUACGCUACAUGACGCAAUUAGUUUACACUGGCCCCGGACGGUUGGAAAACGACCGAGUACUUUCGUGAUGCUGUGCAGCGUGCCCUGGAAGGAGCGAGUGAUUUUACGGUGCUCCGGGUGCACGUCGAGAAGGCCAGCGAAAAAACGACCGGCUAUAUGUCGCUGAUACAUCGGGUGUCGAUCUUGGUGAAGCUCGACGACGAUCCGAACCCACGCACCUGCUACUGCAUCGUGAAGGAGAAAUCGGACGAGGCGUUCGGUGCCGCGCUGAUGGACGUUCUGUCCGUCUUCGAGAAGGAGCGCGAUGUGUACGAGAAUCUUUUGCCCUCCUUCGAACGGCUCUGGGCUGCCCGGGGUCGGCCAGAGGUUCGAUUCGGGCCGAAGCUGCUGAAAUGCACCGACGGACCGGAGUUUACCGUGAUCGUGAUGGAAGACCUGACCCGCAGCCAGUUCCGAAUGCGCGACCAGCCGUACAAUCUGCCGCUGCUGGACAUGAAGCGGAUCCUGUCGAAGCUGGCCAAGUUCCACGCCACGUCGCUGGUGCACUGUGAGCGGGCUGGUGCCUUUUCGGGCCACUUUCUAAGCGGUGUCAUAACGGAACACACUGUCGAGCUGCUGAAGGGCUAUUACGAAGUCUUGUUCCGUGCGUUCGUGCAGAGCCUCAGGGAGCGUCAGUUCCCGGACCAAUACCUAACGCCCCUGGCCUCACUGGAGGAUCGUCUACUGACGGAGUGCUGCCAACUGUACAAGGUGGACAACUCGGAGUUGAACGUGCUCAAUCACGGGGAUCUGUGGCCAAACAAUGUGAUGUUUGGCGAUGAUGAUCUUUUAUUCCUGGAUUACGCGACCGUGUUCUACUCGUCCUUCGCGGGUGACUUGUUGUACGUUUUUGCCACUAGCUGUGCGGAACUGAUUUGUGAUUCGCUGGAUGCGUUGCUGGAGCACUACUACGGAUCGCUGGCAGAGAGUUUCGAUCUGCUUGGCAGCAGCCGGGCACUUCCUUCGACUGCCAGCCUAACGGAGCAGCUGAAGCGUCGCGGGGUCCUUAUACUGCCUACGCUAACCGAAGCACUCGCCAUCUCGAUGGCCAAACUGACCGAGACAAAUGACCUGCAAACGGUCAUUUCCGACAGCCGCGAAGGUGAAGCGUUACGGCGACGAGUUUUUAACAAUCCGGCAUUCGUGGCGCUCAUCGAUCGACUAGUACCGACGCUCUUCGAGAAGGGUUUCUUCAGCAGCUUGAAAGGUGCAGGUGCGUUAAAAAGCCUUUGAUAGGAUAGGAUAGGUCAGUUGGUGGACGCCCCCGAUGAUGUGAAGCUAUUUUUGUGUACGAAACACCCUAUCACCAAAUGUUCCUUCGAAUUGCGGUUUUCUUUUUCUAUUCACGCGCCGACUGUUUAUUAAAACGUUG
Anopheles bellator is the source of this 1422-nucleotide messenger RNA. RefSeq lists its product as uncharacterized. The coding region runs from base 168 to 1283 and encodes 371 amino acids. The record is from RefSeq and is a predicted model, not a curated record. The transcript is spliced from 4 exons. NCBI's taxonomy places the organism in Eukaryota, Metazoa, Arthropoda, Insecta, Diptera, Culicidae.